Messenger RNA from Leptidea sinapis, 3151 nucleotides. RefSeq lists its product as uncharacterized. The transcript is spliced from 3 exons. The record is from RefSeq and is a predicted model, not a curated record. Gene Ontology annotation, molecular function: acyltransferase activity, transferring groups other than amino-acyl groups. The coding region runs from base 306 to 1145 and encodes 279 amino acids. Lineage: Eukaryota; Metazoa; Arthropoda; Insecta; Lepidoptera; Pieridae.
UUAUCACUAUGCCACCAACAACACACAAGUCAUUAGAACCUAGCAAUGAAAAACUUAUCUAAUGGCUGUUGUACUUUGCAGAUAAGUAUUAAAUAGGACUGCAAGUUCAAUACACGUCUUUAUAGUCAGAGUUAAGGAUUUACUAAACAAAAAAAUUACAGUAGUGUCCUCAAUCCAAGGCUUCAUUCAUCGAAAAUAAAAUUAAUAAUUGUGGCCACUUAAUGGUUGGCGUAAAGUGGUGUUUAAUUAUUUGUGGAAGGUUUACAAAGUAAUAAAAAGCUUGUGAUAAAUUCUGCAGUGUUGAAAUGUCUGAGCCCUUGGUAUUUUUGCCGAUGGAGCGAUGGGGUGAAUUAAAAAGUGUUUUUAAAUCUGACUGGCCGCGUGGUAUAUCUGCGUAUACAACAUUGGAUACUGCAGAACAUAUAGUAAAUAAUGGAGCUGAUUAUGGCUUUAAAGUGUAUGUUCCAUUCGGAGAUUUAACUAAUGGACUUGUUGCUCUGAAUCUAAAGGGCACAUUUUAUGAAGUUGUGGUGCUAUGUCCGAAAGAUGAUACAACAGAAUUAGAAGACGCACUAAUGCGAACUAAACUGAUAGAUUGGAACCGAUCAUUCCAUAUACCGUUUACACCCAAAAACGUGUCGGAUCUCAUGAAGCGAAUAAUUACUAAGAAGAAUCUAUCAAGCUUCUCUACGAUUUCGGUUACGGAUACAUUUUACUAUAAUAAACCGCCAAACUUUAUCGUCUCAUUACCUACCAGUUUUAAAUUCGAGUUGUUGAGAAUGGAAGACGCUCAAAUAGCCGACGAUACUUGGCCCCACAAACAUUCUGGAUCGGUUUGGUACUUCAAGCUCUUGAUAAAAGCCAAACUAGGCUAUGGCCUCUACAAAAACAAUGAAUUAAUAGCAUGGUGCUUCGUAAACGAAAUGGGGGCCCUAGGACAUCUCUAUGUCGUUGAGAAUCAUAGGAGGAAAGGUUAUGGAGAGUUAGUUUUGAAACUUAUAUCAAACACUUUAGCGAAGGAAGGGAAAUUUGUAUUAGCUUUUUGUGUAGUUGGAAAUGAAGGUGCGAAGAGAUUGUACCAGAAACUUGAGUUUAUUCAAGAUGAACCUGUUGAGUGGAUAACAGUGCCAGUGGUGCCGAAAUAGAUGUGUUGGCAUGUGACAUUAUAACCGAGCAUUGAAACAGGCAUCGAACGUUAUCAUAUUAAUGUUUGGGUGACGUCAGCAAACAUUUGUUUAUUUGAAAUAGAUACUCACUUUUGAUUGGUUAUUAUGAUGUUACUAAGAUGGCGGUCUGUCACCAUAUUAUCUGGCGGUCAUUAUAUUAUACCUACUGUAUCAUAAAAACAUGAUUCUACCAGAAGUAUUAAAUAUGAAUUAUUUAUUAUUUUAAUUUCUUCAGCUUUUUGUAUGAUAAUAUUUUGUAAGAAUUAUGUAUUUUCCGUGUGUAUUUUGAUUUAAAUUAUUAGAUACUAUUAUCUCAUAGUUCAUACACAAUGAUAUUAUAUCAGUUAGUAUGUUUAAGGAUCUAAAAGUAUUAAUAUAACAUGCCGUGUCACACCUUAAAUACACUGGCCUGCAAAAGUAAGUAUCACACUUUUCAAAUUAGUUUUUUUUCUUAACUAAAGAAGGUAGAGAUUUAAGAUUAAAAACGUUUUGUUGAAAAUUUUAUAGGCUUUAAUUCUUAGAAACUAAAAUUAUACAUUAGUUACAUUUUUAACUUAAAAAAGAUAAAACAAUGAAAAUAGACAUUUUUAGUUUAGUGUAAAAAAAUUCAACUAAAAUGUAUUACAUGUUAUUUAAUUUUUAAUAACUGGUAUUGCCUCCUCGAGCUCUGAUUUCAUACCGGCCUUAUAUUCGAGCCGGUUUGGCAUACUGAACAAUAGGUUUCGGAGCCGAUGUUGGGGAAUAUUCUCCCAUUCUUCUACCAGGGCCUGUUUUAGUGCCCUGAGGGUAGUAGGUGGUGGUCUGCGAUUUCUGACUAGCCUCCCAAGCUCAUCCCAGGCGUGUUCAAUCGGGUUGAGAUCAGGACUUCUUGACGGCCAAGCCAUCACGCUGAUACCGACCUCCUGAAUAUACUCUUGUACGAUAUAAGUCGUGUGUGGCCGGGCAUUAUCAUGCAUCAGCAUCGAUCCAUCACCCAUAUUUGCUAAAUACGGCCCUGCAUACGCAUUGAGAAUCUCUUGAGCAUAUCUUUGCCCAGUGAGGGUGCCAUUUUCUAUGGCUACUAGCUGUGUGCGACCUUCUGAAGAUAUGCCAGCCCAUACAUGUACACUGCCUCCACCGUAUUGGACUCUUUCUGAGAUGCAGGCUUGAAGGUAUCGCUCACCAGGUCGCCUGUAAACACUUCGCCUUCCAUCAGAAGUGUAAAGGGGGAAUCGAGACUCAUCUGCAAACAAAAUUCUUGGCCAUUCUUCUUCAUCCCACUGCAUGUGUUCACGGGCGUAUCGCAGUCUCGCUACUCGAUGCUGUCUCUCGAGUUUUGGGCCACUCGCUGGUCUUCGGGGUUUCAAAUUUGCUUCAGCAAGUCUUCUUCUCACUGUACUAUCACUAAUGUAGUCCCUCCGGGUCUGAAGUAGCUGUUGCUGGACUUCAACUCCAUUUUGGUGGCGAUUUCUUAACACAGUGGAAAUAAUAUAACGAUCUUCUCGGGCACUGGUACACCUGGGUCUGCCAUUACAAGGUCUCCUCAGAUGGCGUCCAGUCUCUUCGUACCUUCGCUUUACCUUCUGGACCGUUCGUACCGUCACACCCACCAUUCUUGCAGUGCGACGCAUACUGAUGCCUAGUUCCAGAAAAGCCAUGAUCCUAGCACAUUCUUCAACUGAAAGAGGUAUGAUAAAUAAAUGUAAUGUGCUUUUUAGCAUAAAUUUUUAAAACAAGACCCAUCGAUCUUGAAAAAAAAUUAAAGCAGAAAGAAAAAUGUGAUUGGUAAAAUUGUAAUUCGGAAACGUCCACUUUGAAAAAGGAAUGGUUUUGUUUUUGAAGUUUUUUUUCAGCCAAUUCUUAAAAGAAGGUUACCGACUAUAAAGUUUUUAUGUACAAAAUUAAAUUCUCUUUGGAGUCCUUUUUAUUUCGAAAGUAUAUCUUGUGAACUUAAAACGUUAUCCCAAUUUUAAAAGUGUGAUACUUACUUUUGAAGGCCAGUGUAG